Chenopodium quinoa (quinoa) is the source of this 1690-nucleotide messenger RNA. Its product is annotated as probable serine/threonine-protein kinase PBL7. Gene Ontology annotation, molecular function: protein kinase activity; ATP binding. The transcript has 5 exons. Lineage: Eukaryota; Viridiplantae; Streptophyta; Magnoliopsida; Caryophyllales; Amaranthaceae. Gene Ontology annotation, biological process: protein phosphorylation. Bases 305 to 1423 code for a protein of 372 amino acids. The record is from RefSeq and is a predicted model, not a curated record.
GCACCAUGAACAUGCCCUGUAUAAAAAGGCAGUAUUUUUAAUUUUUCAUUGAUGAAAGAGACAUCAUCAUCUUAAUUUCAAACCAAUUACAUAAUUCAGUGUCUCAUUCUUCCCUUUACCUUUGACCAUCUCCUCCCAAAAGCCAUACUCAUACCCAAAAGUCGUGUUUUUGGUACCAACACUUUUUUUGUUGACCUUUUCCAUUUGCUUUAUCCUUCCAUUUUAUUAAAUACUACUGCUACUGUCACUCUUAAUCCCACCAAAAGUUCAGCUUAAUCGAGGGAUUUUGGAGAAAAUCCAAGAAAUGGGUUGGUUCCCUUGUACUGGUGCUGGAAAAUCAGUCGAAAAUUUGAAGAAAAGAAGUGUCAAAAAGAGUUUAGAACAUCAGAUCUCAUCAUCAAGUUCAGGGGAUGGGAAAAAAGAGAGUACAAAGGAUGGCAAAUCAGAUCAUAUUGCUGUAAAGACUUUUACGUUUCGUGAGUUAGCAGCUGUAACAAGGAACUUCCGGGCGGAUUAUCUAGUUGGUGAAGGUGGUUUUGGGCGGGUUUAUAAAGGAAGGCUGGAAAAUACUUGUCAGGUUGUUGCUAUUAAGCAACUUGAUCAUAAUGGGCUUCAGGGCAAUAGGGAGUUCCUUGUCGAAGUGUUGAUGCUCAGCCUACUUCACCAUCCAAACCUUGUUAACUUAAUUGGAUACUGUGCUGAUGGAGAUCAAAGGCUUCUUGUGUAUGAGUAUAUGCCACUAGGAUCAUUGGAAGACCAUCUUUAUGACAUUCCUCCUGACAGGAGACGACUUGAUUGGAAUACAAGAAUGAAAAUAGCUGCUGGUGCUGCCAAAGGCUUGGAAUACUUGCAUGAUAAAGCAAAUCCACCAGUUAUAUAUCGAGAUUUGAAAUGUUCUAAUAUAUUACUUGACGAAGAUUAUAACCCAAAGCUGUCUGACUUCGGCUUGGCCAAAUUGGGGCCAGUAGGGGAUAACACGCAUGUUUCAACCAGAGUGAUGGGAACUUACGGAUAUUGUGCUCCAGAAUAUGCAAUGACUGGUCAGCUUACCCUAAAAUCAGAUGUUUAUAGCUUUGGGGUUGUUCUUUUGGAACUCAUUACAGGGAGGAAAGCAAUUGACAAUUCGAAAAGUAAUGCAGAGCACAAUCUUGUAGUAUGGGCACGACCCCUGUUCAAGGACAGAAGGAAAUUCUCUCAGAUAGCCGAUCCAAUGCUCCAAGGUAGGUAUCCAGCAAGGGGAUUGUAUCAAGCUUUGGCAGUUGCUGCAAUGUGUGUGCAAGAACAACCUAAUAUGAGACCCCUUAUGGCUGAUGUCGUCACAGCUUUAACUUACCUUGCUUUCCAAAAAUAUGAUCCAGAGAGUGAGUCACGUCAAAGUUUUCACUCAGCUGCUUCCACUCCCAGAGCCAGAAAAGAUUAUUGAAAGCAAACUGCAUUUUUUAGGGUUAUAAGUCCGACAUGUAAAUUGAAUCUGCUUAAUCAUAAUGUUCAAUUUCAACUUUCAAGGCUGGUUUUGUGUUCAGAUAGGCGAGAGUGGAAAAAAAAAAUAGAAUCAAUAGAUAGCAAAAAUUCAUCCUCAGUCCUUUGUACUUGUAUGAAUUUUUACAGUUAUAUACUUAUAACUCGUAUAUAUAGAGAUGUGGAUAGAGCGAACCUGUUCGUAUAUUAAAUUGCCUUGGUCUGUUUUUUA